Molecule: messenger RNA, 1978 nt
Organism: Dreissena polymorpha
Lineage: Eukaryota; Metazoa; Mollusca; Bivalvia; Myida; Dreissenidae
Product: protein kish-B-like
Exons: 3
Coding region: 92-316 (74 amino acids)
Source: RefSeq, a predicted model, not a curated record
AUCAAAAUGACCAUAUAACAACUUCCGGUGACAACAAGUCGUGAACACAGGCAUUUUAUUUCUAAAUCAAUGCUCUAUUUGCGAUGUCAGCAUGACGAAUGCGUACUCAUUUGAGGGCGUGCUGAUAUUCAGCAUGCUUGUGAUCUGCACAUGUGCAUACAUGAGGAGAGUGCCACGGUUAAAGCAAUGGUUUCUGUCUGAAAAGAAAGGCUUUCUUGGUGUAUUUUACAAAGCAUCUGUGAUUGGGACAAGGUUGCACAUACCUGUUGCUUUGUCAUUGACUUUCAUGGCCAUAUAUGUGAUGUUUCUGAAAUAGUAUACUUGCAUGAAUUGUAUUAUAUGGGUUUUGUAAAGUAUUUUGCAACAACUUAUAGACAUAGAACUUGAAACAAAUGUACAAUUAAAUAAUAUUCAUGUGCACUUUAUAUAGCAACCAUGAUCACAUUGUUUUAGCAUGUUUAAAUAUUUUUCGCAUACUGUAAUGUUGAAAUGAAUACAUUAUGUAUGCAUUAUCCUGGGGUUUAAACCUUUGUUGUAUAAAAGUAUUUUUUAGCCAAUUAGUUGUAAAAGGUUGUGUUUUGGUUUUGUUAUUUUGCUAAAGUAUUUUUUUUAUGUCUUUGAUACAUUUUCGACUUUUGAAGAACUGUUGGUUCUCAUGUGCAUGAAGAAAUGUUUUUUUGUCCCCUACCGGUUUCACCGGAGGGGACAUAUGAUUUGCGCUCUGUGUGUCCGUCUGUCCGUCAGUCUGUCACACUUUUCUAGAUCCUGAGAUAACUGUAAUAGUUCUUCAUAUUUUUUCAUGAAACUUGAAAUAUGGACAGAUGGCAAUAUUGAGAUUUGCACAUCAUUUCAUUUUGUUCCUACGUCAAGAAUUCUGGUUGCUUUGGCAACAAAUAGACUAGAAAUACUGCUGAAAAUGGUUCUGCGAUAACUUUUGAAGUUCUUCAUAUUUUUUCAUGAAACUUGAAACAUAAAUAGAUGGCAAUAUGGACAUUAUGCAUGUUAUUUAUUUUUCUUCCUAUGUCAAAAAUUCUGGUUGUUAUGGCAACAAAUAACAAAAAAUAAUUCUGACAAUGGUGGAGCCGGUAGGGGACAUAUAUUGCUUGGCAAUAGUCUUUUUAAUUUAUUAAUUUUACUGAUAUUAAGGCAUAAGAACAGUUUUGACGUUUGUGCUCAUUUUAUAAUAAAUAAUGUGAAUUGUCACCAAAUAACAUUUUUAGCGAGGCUGUUUUCGGAGAACACCCGAACUAUUGUCAUAGCCAGCUUGUCCGCCGUCCGCCAUAGGUGUCGUGCUAAAACCUUAACAUUGGCUCUAAAAUCAAAGUGCUUCCACCUACAACUUUGAAACUUCAUAUGUAGAUGCACCUUGAUGAGUUCUACACGCCACACCCAUUUUUGGGUCACUAGGUCAAAGGUCAAGGUCACUGUGACCUCUAAUAUCAAACUUUAACAUAGGCUCUAAAAUCAAAGUGCUUCCACCUACAACUUUGAAACUUCACAUGUAGUUGCACCUUGAUGAGUUCUACAUGCCACAACCAUUUUUGGGUCACUAGGUCAAAGGUCAAGGUCACUGUGACCUCUAAUAUAAAACUUUAACAAAAACCUUUACAUUGCCUCUAAAAUCAAAGUGCUUCCACCUACAACUUUGAAACUUUAUAUGUAGAUGCACCUUGAGUUCUACACGCCACACCCAUUUUGGGUCACUAGGUCAAAGGUCAAGGUCACUGUGACCUCAAAAAAAAAAAAAAUUCUGACAAGCUUUCACAGCCGAGCGUGACACCCGUUAUGCGAUGCUCUUGUUUUGUUAAUCUGUUGCUUUUAACAGCUGUGUAAUUCUUUUUUAGUAUUGAUGGCCAUUUGGCCACGUCUCUUCUUUCAUACAAUUACUGUACUUCUGUUUUUUUAUAAUCUGCCUCACACUUCUGACAAUACAAUAGUAUACCACAAAUAUCAUCUUGCAUAAAAAUUGAUUCCAUGA